This is a messenger RNA of Alternaria ventricosa, 1074 nucleotides long. RefSeq lists its product as uncharacterized. The transcript is spliced from 2 exons. The record is from RefSeq and is a predicted model, not a curated record. NCBI's taxonomy places the organism in Eukaryota, Fungi, Ascomycota, Dothideomycetes, Pleosporales, Pleosporaceae. The coding region runs from base 1 to 1074 and encodes 357 amino acids.
AUGUCGUGGGUUGCGGCAGGUUUGCAGAAGCCGAAUUUGCUCAAACAUUCUCUAGUUAUGACCGAGUGGGCACAAAGCCUGAAGCAAGAUCACGAGUACGAAACCGAUGAGACUAUCGGCCUCCUGAUAUCUCUACGUCAGAUUGACGACCAAGUACAAGACGAGUUAUUCACUGCCGAUACUUCGCAGCUGCCGAUAUCGGAUGGACGAGCGUUGAUGCACGUUCGAUUCAUAGAUGUACAACUCGACACAUGGAAAUGGGGGUGCAACGAUGUAGCCUCGCAAAGACUACUCGAGCUCUCUUUUGCAUACGCCAAAAUGCAACUACACAGCGUAGCUCUUCGUCCGUCACCCUCAGAGUUGCCCGCAUCGGCACGUUCGUCACAGAUCAACAGCCUGCUCUCCGCUCUUGAGGCUAGCAAGCUCUUUUUGGAUACCUUGCUUUCAUAUCCAGCCCACGAAUACCACCUGAUCUCGUUCUCGGAAUGGAUGCGUUUACCACCAGUCAUCAUGACAGUCGCAAAACUAUGCAUCCCCACCGAAGACCAUGCUGCCAUCGGGUGGGAUACUCAAGCCGCCCAAGAGCGAGUGCGCCUGGAUCUCUGCCUCGAGUCACUUUGCUAUCGGAUGCAGACUCUAUCGACAUAUGAGAGGCCAAAGCGACCUCAUCCCGACUUCUGGUACGCGAUGGGGAUGAUUACUGAACUGACGAAGAAUUGGUACAUUCGUAAGAUUCGACCGGAGGCCCCUAGCCAGACAGCUGCAGUACCCACGCCCAGCGACUCAGUCGAGCGGGGUUUUAGCGAAACCUCGUGUCCCAUCACCAGUGCACCCACAAUGUGUCCUACAAGACACACGGAACAUCAAUACAACAUGCCAACGGGCACCAACCAUAUGGAAGACAUCAACAUAGACAUGCACCCUGAGAUCGGGGCUGGCAGUGAUCCCUUCGCGUUCAUGAAGAGUCCUGACUUCGAUAUGAGCCAAUUCUUCGACACGGCAGGAGGCAUUUGGGGGGAUGAAAGCUUCAAUAACUAUACUGACAUGGCCUUUGGAAAUGGAACACAGUUCUAA